Schistocerca americana (American grasshopper) is the source of this 3862-nucleotide messenger RNA. It is a transcript of the gene PSR, whose product is annotated as bifunctional arginine demethylase and lysyl-hydroxylase JMJD6. The record is from RefSeq and is a predicted model, not a curated record. Gene Ontology annotation, molecular function: histone H4R3 demethylase activity; P-TEFb complex binding. Lineage: Eukaryota; Metazoa; Arthropoda; Insecta; Orthoptera; Acrididae. The transcript is spliced from 9 exons. Gene Ontology annotation, biological process: phagocytosis. Gene Ontology annotation, cellular component: cytoplasm; nucleus. The coding region runs from base 206 to 1435 and encodes 409 amino acids.
UAUAUAAGUUGAAAUAUUUCGCAACUGCAAUGAAGCCGUGUACGUGACAAAUUGGAUUUCUGUAAUGACGGCCCCGAGUAGUUUACUAUGCUGACGUAGUGGUUCACGAUGGCGGUUAUCAGUAUUUUGGUUAUGAUAGCUCACAUGUGAUUUAACUUCUGUUAUUUUGUAAUAUUAUUUAUUGUCACAGCAUAUUUUAUAUAAAAUGGAAAUAGACCACAGAGCAAAGAAAAGAAUUAAAGAAAUCAAGAGAAAAGCAAGACCAGAACUGAAUGAUAAAGGAGAUUGGACUCAACUUGGGUAUGCCCAGAGGUUUGACCCUUACAAAUUGGUGAAUGACAAUGUAGAGAGAAUACAUGUGAAGGAUUUUUCACCUAAGGCUUUUAUAGAAAAGUAUGAGAGUAUAUACAAACCAGUAGUCAUUCUUGGUAUACAAGACAAGUGGAAAGCAAAACAUAAAUGGAAUCUUGAGAAGCUGGCAAAGAAGUACAGGAAUCAGAAGUUUAAAUGUGGUGAAGACAAUGAAGGUUACAGUGUGAAAAUGAAAAUGAAAUAUUAUGUCCAGUAUAUGGAGACAACCUUGGAUGACAGUCCAUUGUACAUAUUUGAUAGCAGCUUUGGUGAGCACCCUCGUAGGCGACGGUUACUGGAGGACUAUGAAGUUCCAGAAUACUUCCAAGAUGACUUAUUCCAGCAUGCUGGAGAAGAGCGUCGUCCCCCCUAUCGUUGGUUUGUCAUGGGACCAGCUAGAUCAGGCACUGGUAUUCAUAUUGAUCCACUUGGAACAUCUGCUUGGAAUGCUCUGAUAUCUGGUCACAAAAGAUGGUGCCUUUUUCCAACUCAUACACCACGUGAGUUACUUAAAGUAACUUCAGCAGAUGGAGGCAAACAACGUGAUGAAGCAAUAACUUGGUUUACUGUGAUAUAUCCCCGCACUCAGUUGCCAACGUGGCCAGCUGACUGCAAACCUGUAGAAAUACUGCAGGGCCCCGGAGAGACUGUAUUUGUACCUGGUGGAUGGUGGCAUGUAGUUCUUAACCUUGAUACCACUAUUGCUGUCACACAAAACUUCUGCAGCCGUACCAACUUUCCCAUUGUUUGGCACAAAACUGUAAGAGGAAGACCAAAGUUAUCCCAAAAGUGGUACCGUGUAUUGAAGGAGAAGGAGCCAUCGCUAGCAGCCAUUGCUGAUUCUGUGAAUGUGAAUGAAAGUACAGGUGUGGCAUCAGACAGUUCCAGUGGCAGCUGCUCAACAUCGAGCUCCAGUGACUCAGAUUCUGAUUCUGGCUCGUCACAAUCGCAUACUACAUCGCCAGCACAGAAGCGAUCACGCACGAGAUCUCGUUCCUCUUCAAGUGAUAGUGGUCAGGAAUCACUCACUGCCCACAAGAAAAAGAGGAGAAAAGCAGUCCAGUCACCAAAGGCUACAUCAUAGUGCAUGAUAUACCAUGCAUUAUAAUGUUUUGACAUUUACUUCAGCAACCAAACCACCUACUACAGUACAUCAGCAUGAAGAUUCAAUAUUUUUUAUAAACAAACAAGUGAUAAGGCUCCCAUAGAAUGGCAGCAAUGAACAGUGGUUGAAGUUAGUGGCCAUUAGAUAUAACUGACUGGGAUUUUUAAAAGUUAGGAAAUUUUUCAUAGUUUUUUGUGUGUGUUUCAUUUUCCGUUGUAAAAGUUUUUUAGUGCGCUCCACUUUUAAGACAUUGUGAUUUUUUUCCUGCCUAACUUUCCUAUUUUAAAAUGUUUAUGGCAUUACUUUAUUACCUCUAGUCUGGCUUGGGGAGGGGGAAAAUCAGGAUCCCAUGAAUUGUGAAAUGAAAUGUUUUUGAGGAGGGGAGGAAGAAAUAGGAGUAGAGCAAUGGAGCUAUUGCUGUGAAGUACACAAGGUCAGUAUAAUUUAAAACUUUUAUUCUCCUGUAUGUACACAGUCAUAUUUACUUUUGGUACAUGUAAAUUUGAAAAAGCCAAUUGGCGUUCAACAUCAGACUGCUUCCUCAACUACAGCAGCCACUUUAAACUGUUUCAUUAAAUGUUUGGAGUCUAUUGGUCUUUUUAAUUUCAACCAAAGGCAGUAGACAUAACAGGUAAGGUGCCGAAUAAGAAGACAUAUUGUUGGCUACAGGAAUUAAAUUGCAGUGUUCAUAGGUGACUUGGUGGGGAAAAAAUUUCUUGUAGAUGUUCAUAGAACAAUUUUUUGACAGCAAAAUAUGUUGCUUAUAUUACGUUCACUUAUCACAUAUGUGGCUGAUACCUGAGCCUAUCAGUACAUUGAAUUUACAAUAGGAAAUAACUUUUACUUUAGAUAAGUGCAUAAUAGCCAAUUGUUCCGGCAAACAAAAAAUAUAGUGUCUUUAAACUAAUUUUUACCCUUGCUUCCACAUGUUAUUUUUGUCUUUUAAUAAUCAGACCCUGUGCGGAACCUUUCACUUAUGCCUAUUUGUAAAACUAUCAUCAGUUCUUUACUGCACUGUGCAGUAACAUAAGUCAAACAGAAAUAAAUGAUAACAUUGACUGCUGCACCUGUAAACAGCCUCGUUCUGAUCUAACUUAAGUGAGAUGAUCUGCAAAUCACUUAUCAGUGUUGUUUCUCUUAUGUGGAAAAAAAAUGAGUUAUCACAGCUUAUCAAUUUAAAACUACUAAGAUUAUUUCUAUAAUAUCAAAUGCAGAAAAUCAGAAGAGCAAUUCAUAUUAUAGAAAUAUCUGUACAAGUUUUGUGUCAGUUUUAGUAACAUGGAUGUACGAAGUAUGUAUUUUAUUGUGGUGUAAAACUGGAUAUUUAUUCAAAGCACUUUUACUUGAAUUUCACUAAACAGUAUUGGUUAGAAAGACUGUAGAGUGGUGUAGGCACUAUGUACUCAUAAAUAUUGUGUGUGUGACAUAUUUUCACUUCUGAAGAAGUGUGAAUCAGCUUUACAACAGUAUGGGUACAUCAAGUACUCUUUGAUAUCUUAACAAUACAUGAACUGAUGUUACUUAAUGUGUUUGAGUUACAAAGAAAUUGUGUUCUGAAUCCAUAUCUCUGUGGCCACCCCUCUGAUUUAAAAAAAAAUUGUAAAAAAAGUGUCAAUUUGUUUCUGCUGUUUUUACAGUUGUGCCUGGUUUGGCAAAUAUCCUUGCCUGUAAAUUGUAUUAGUUUCUGUACAGAUUGUAUAUAAUGUAUUAUUGUAUAAAACAGUAGGUUGCCCAAGCACUCAGAAAGAUUUUCGUUUAUAUAGUAAGAAUUGAAACUGACAUUCCUGGUGCUGUAGUAGUAAAUUUCUUACAAAAGAUAUGGUAAUCUACAUGCAGUGAAGUAUUUGUGUCACAUUAUUGGUGAUACGUGGUGAAUAUUGUUUCUCAGUGAUCAGUGCUUUGUUAGUGCUGGUUAUUAUAAGUAUUAUUGUUAGCCUUGAAUUUCAGUUUUUACCGUGGAAGGAACCCUACAAUAGUAAUCAUUUUUGUUAUUAUUAGGAGUUGUGUGAAAGAAAUUGUCAGUAAUCAUUUUAUACAGCUUGAAUCCAAAGUUUUUCUUACAUGUCAUUUAUUUUAAAAUAUAUGGCCAGAGGUAAAAUUUUCACUUUUCAGCCGUAAUGAUAAUGAAGAAUGUGCCUUCUGAAAUCUCUGAGAGGUUUUAUAAUUAUAAAUGUUUCCUUCCUUGUAGCUUCCUAUUGAGAGUGAAGGUAAUAGUUACCAUAUGAAUGUGUAUUUAUGAAUCAUGAAUGUAUCUGGUUUGAUUGUAUGCCUUUCUCAGGGAAGCAUUAUGGCGUUUGGGCAGUAUUACUAAGAGCUACAAAUCUUAGUGCCUAAAAGCCUGUGGACACUAGUCUUCCUCCAGCAUUCAGUGUACUGUUGGAAAGAUGCUAUUAAAAUACUAUGAAA